AGAUAAUCUAUUAAAAGAAUGAAAGUGACCCUACACGCUUAAUCAAACUCAGCACAUCUGUGGAUCCUGUGACAACGAUGGGUAUACGAAUCGAGCAGAUCGACCCAUACUUGCUCGUUCUCGUUUAUAAAAGAGGAAGACCGGUCUUGAACGGUGUGAUUCUCGCCUAUUUUUUCCCCUGCGAAUCCAUAACUCAGAGAUUUAUCAGCUCCGGUAGGCAGCCAUAUAAUAAUCCCUGGCUGAGCCGCAUGCUAAAUCCUACAUGGGUUAAGCUCCAUCAUGGUCCCGUUUUCGAUUUAAUAGCGGAUGCACCCGACUGGGCCAACUCUACGACCAAUUUGCCAGCCCAUCCCUUGUAUGAUAGGGCUUAGCUGAUUCGCGUUUAAUAAGCACCGACCUCAAGAUGCUGGGUAUUAAUGCCCGCGAUGGACGUAAUCGCUAGCUAGGGAGUUUUACAGCUACGGAAUACGCUUCUUCCUUUUUCUAUCCAAAUGGCGAAAGCUCCUCGAGUUAUCGUGGCCGGUGGCGGACCCGUCGGUCUGUAUACCGCACACGCUCUCGCAAAAGCGAACAUCGAUUACGUGGUCCUUGAACAACAAUCCGAGAUCAUACGAUACAAAGGUGCUGGGACCGUCUUUCUUCCUCAGUCGGCGAGACUUUUAGAUCAGAUCGGGUUAUUGAAACGAAUCGAAGAACUAUCAACCAGGCUCCAUAAAAAAACGAAUUCGUUAUACAAUGGGCAGUUCCUCGUUAAGUUUCGAUUGUUCGAUACGAUGGAAGAGAGUCAUGGAUAUCCGUCUCUAGGACUCUCACGUAGCCAAAUCAUUGAAACUCUGUACGAAGGCUUACCUGAGCGCGAGACUCGGGUAAAACCCAAUUCCCGUGUCAUUGACAUCGAAACAAACCCCAAUGGAGUACGAGUUUAUCUCUCAGAUGGUAGCAUCGAGGAGGGAUCUCUCGUCAUCGGAGUCGAUGGUGUGCAUAGUCGGACACGGGAAGUAAUGGACAGGAUCAUCCGUGAAUCCUCCGACGGGGUGGCAGAUAAGAAGCCCUAUCCUAUGGUCACGCACUUCCAAGCUAUCUUUGGGCGCGCCCCAGUGCCUAAGGGUGUCGAUAUAGGCCAUUUCUACGAGGCCCACGGCAAUGGCGUGGCGUCGCAAGUAUGUACCGGUGGGGAGUACGUGUACUUCUCCAUUUUGAGAAAAUUACCUGCACCAACAACUGCGCGACGCAGAUACAGUGACAAGGAACUGGAGGAGGAGGCCAAGAGCUUUGCUGAUCUGCACUUAUUCCCAAACAUCACAUUCGGAGAGAUCUGGGAGACCGCCAACCACGACGAGAUCUCUCUGGUACACCUGGAGGAGGGAAUUAUCGACAAGUGGUAUGCCGAUCGUAUCGUCCUGCUCGGCGAUUCCGUCCAUAAGAUGACCCCGAUCAGCGGCAUGGGUGUGAAUACCGGCAUGCAGUCGGCCGCUGUACUAGUGAACCAACUGCAGAGCUUGUUCAGCUCGAAUCCCGAGCCGACCACCGAGGGUCUGGAAAAAGCAUUUAAAACUUACCAAGAAAUCCAGGAGCCAAUAUGCCGGGAGACGGUUACGCAAGGGGAGAUGAUGACCCGAUUGAUCACCUGGCAGAGUUGGACAGGUUGGAUAUUCGACAGAUUUAUCUUCCCAUGGAUGGACCUGGAAGGUCGGAUAAACAAGCAAUUCGCUCCCAUCAUAAGUAAAGCGCAUGUUCUGGACUAUGUCCCUUUCGAAAGUAGGAUUGGGAAAGUCCCUUGGGUCAAUGUCCCCAAAGUUCAAGCAUGACGGUAAUGUACCUGAUUAGUUAGCUAAUAUCCCAUAUAAGAUCCCAUCUUAGUUUAGAAUAAUAUUAAUACCCUACUCCCAGAUAUGCUAGAUUCCUCGCGUGAUCAUGCUUGAAGGUUUAUCUACACCUAGACGUACUGCGAAUAGUAUGCGUGUAGGUGUAGCUAGACUAGCAAGGUGCGCUCCAACCCGUCCUAUUAAAGUCCUUGGUGAGCGCAAAGGAAGAGCACUAGGAGUUUGGCCUUCUCGAAGUCGUUGUCGUCAAGAAUUCUCAUAAAUGAAUAUUCAGUGAAUUCCAAUUGAGGACGGAAUGAGCUGCCUCGGCUCAGGUUUCGUAUCGCUGGUUUGAGAAUGCACAGCUUCAGUCGACGAACAAACCGUCUUGGCCAGAACUAGAAGGCAGU
Annulohypoxylon truncatum is the source of this 2212-nucleotide messenger RNA. Its product is annotated as putative dehydrogenase. Bases 492 to 1808 code for a protein of 438 amino acids. The transcript has 2 exons. Gene Ontology annotation, molecular function: FAD binding. Lineage: Eukaryota; Fungi; Ascomycota; Sordariomycetes; Xylariales; Hypoxylaceae. The record is from RefSeq and is a predicted model, not a curated record.